Messenger RNA from Cinclus cinclus, 963 nucleotides. It is a transcript of the gene FOXB1, whose product is annotated as forkhead box B1. The coding region runs from base 1 to 963 and encodes 320 amino acids. Lineage: Eukaryota; Metazoa; Chordata; Aves; Passeriformes; Cinclidae. The record is from RefSeq and is a predicted model, not a curated record. Gene Ontology annotation, biological process: cell differentiation; anatomical structure morphogenesis; regulation of transcription by RNA polymerase II. The transcript has a single exon. Gene Ontology annotation, molecular function: RNA polymerase II cis-regulatory region sequence-specific DNA binding; DNA-binding transcription factor activity, RNA polymerase II-specific.
AUGCCUCGCCCGGGCAGAAACACUUACAGUGAUCAGAAGCCUCCCUACUCCUACAUCUCGCUGACCGCCAUGGCGAUCCAGAGCUCCCCGGAGAAGAUGCUGCCCCUGAGCGAGAUCUACAAGUUCAUCAUGGACCGCUUCCCCUACUACCGAGAGAACACGCAGCGGUGGCAGAACUCCCUCCGCCACAACCUCUCCUUCAACGACUGCUUCAUCAAGAUCCCCCGCCGCCCAGACCAGCCGGGCAAGGGCAGCUUCUGGGCGCUGCACCCCAGCUGCGGGGACAUGUUCGAGAACGGCAGCUUCCUGCGCCGCCGCAAGCGUUUCAAGGUGGUCAAGUCGGACCAUCUAGCCCCCAGCAAGCCGGCGGACGCGGCGCAGUACCUGCAGCAGCAAGCGAAGCUGCGGCUCAGCGCCCUUGCGGCCACCGGCACCCACCUGCCCCAGAUGUCCACGUACAACCUCGGCGUGUCCCAGCCCUCCAGCUUCAAGCACCCCUUCGCCAUCGAGAACAUCAUCGCCAGAGAGUAUAAGAUGCCCGGGGGCCUCGCCUUUUCCACGAUGCAGCCCAUGCCGGCCGCCUACCCCCUCCCCAAUCAAUUGACUACGGUGGGCAGCUCCAUUGGCACGGGCUGGCCCCACAUGUACAGCUCCGGCAUGAUCGACACCGCCACCCCCAUCUCCAUGGCCAGCAGCGAGUACGGCGCCUACGGCGUGCCCAUCAAACCGCUCUGCCAUGGGGGGCAGACUUUGCCGGCCAUCCCCGUCCCCAUCAAGCCUACCCCUGCCGCGGUGCCAGCCCUGCCCGCCCUGCCCGCGCCCAUCCCCACCAUUCUCUCGAACUCGCCGCCCUCUCUCAGCCCCACGUCCUCGCAGACGGCCACCAGCCAAAGCAGCCCGGCCACCCCCAGCGAGACUCUCACCAGCCCGGCGCCCGCCCUGCACUCCGUGGCCGUACACUGA